AUGGCCUCACCCGUCCCUCAAUCCGUUCAAUGCUUCGGCAAGAAGAAGACCGCUACCGCCGUCGCCCACUGCAAGGCCGGUCGUGGACUCGUCAAGGUUAACGGAUCCCCCAUCAACCUUGUCAAGCCCGAGAUCCUCCGCUUCAAGGUCUACGAGCCCCUCCUCGUCGUCGGUCUCGAAAAGUUCGCCAACGUCGACAUCCGUGUCCGCGUCACCGGAGGAGGUCACACUUCCCAGAUCUAUGCCAUCCGUCAGGCCAUCGCCAAGUCCAUCGUCGCCUACUACCAGAAGUUCGUCGAUGAGCACUCAAAGAACCAGAUCAAGCAGCAAUUGAUUGCCUACGACCGUUCGCUGCUCGUUGCCGACAACAGACGAUGCGAGCCCAAGAAGUUCGGAGGUCCAGGUGCCAGAGCAAGAUACCAGAAAUCUUACCGUUAA
Molecule: messenger RNA, 438 nt
Organism: Morchella importuna
Lineage: Eukaryota; Fungi; Ascomycota; Pezizomycetes; Pezizales; Morchellaceae
Exons: 4
Coding region: 1-438 (145 amino acids)
Biological process (GO): translation; maturation of SSU-rRNA from tricistronic rRNA transcript (SSU-rRNA, 5.8S rRNA, LSU-rRNA)
Cellular component (GO): cytosolic small ribosomal subunit; ribosome
Molecular function (GO): structural constituent of ribosome; RNA binding
Source: RefSeq, a predicted model, not a curated record